Molecule: messenger RNA, 984 nt
Organism: Suillus subaureus
Lineage: Eukaryota; Fungi; Basidiomycota; Agaricomycetes; Boletales; Suillaceae
Product: putative methyltransferase-domain-containing protein
Exons: 4
Coding region: 1-984 (327 amino acids)
Source: RefSeq, a predicted model, not a curated record
AUGUCCUCGAAUCUGCUGAAGCUCCCAGACUGCACCGAACCAGUGACCAAUGCAGACGAGGAGAUCUUCCUCAUAUACACAGCUCUGAACCAAAAACCACUCGACCCAACAGGACCAGACGGGUUCCGCGGCCUAGGACACGUCGAUUCUCGCAAGGAUACUCUUUCCAUCCGAUUUGAACUCACCGCACCAUCACAGCCAACACCCUCCUUGGGAGCCGCCGAAUCUAAAUCGGCGUCGAGAUCACGAAAGGGCAAGUCCGCGAGGAAAACUUGUAGUGAAGAGACCCCACACGUCAUCGAGAUCGAGCUCGCGCAAGACAAAACUGCGCUACGCAGUCGAAAAGGAGAUACUGGUAGUGUCUUGUGGCGAGCGAGCAUUGCGUUCGCCCAAGUUAUCCUGCAGCAGCAUCGCUUCCCUCCAAGCAGCCCGUUACUCGAUAAGGAUCUACUCCGGGAGAGCCAUAUACUUGAGUUAGGUGCAGGCACGGGUUUGCUUAGCGUCGCGCUUUCUGCAUGUGCAAAGAGCUACACUGCAACGGACAUCGCAUCCCUUCUCCCACUUAUCCAAAAAAAUGUCGCCCUUAAUUUCGCAGGUUGGACGCAAAAUACAAGGCCUCCAGAGGGAUCACCAGGAUCGAAUAUCUCUGUGGAAGAGCUAGACUGGGAAACACUGCUGUCAUUGCCGCCAACUGGUCGGUCACGCUAUUACCCCACGCCACCUGAGCCCAACGCCAAGUGGGAUCUCGUCCUGGUCGUUGAUUGUAUCUACCACCCUUCGCUUCUUCCCGCACUCGUUGAGACAAUCGAGACUGUCUCAACUGCAGGGAAGACGUGGGCAUUGGUGAUCGUUGAACUGAGACAAGAAGAUGUCGUGAGGGAGUUCCUUGAGAGAUGGUUGACCAAGGGGACUUGGCGGUUGUUCAGGGUAGACGGGCUUUUGGAUUUACCUUAUGUGAUUUGGGCUUGUCAGAAGUAUGCUUAA